AUGGAGAAACGGAAGUCCGAAAAGGGAAGGUGGCUCGGGGGGUCGCUCGGAGAACCAGCGAAGCCGGGUGUCCAGGUUGCCAUCCCCACCCACGCCCCGGAGGGCACGACAACCGUGGGCGACAUGGCAGACGUGCAGCUGAACGAGAACACCAUCACAGUACAGGGCCAGAGUCUCUUCUACCGAGAGGCUCUGCCGGCCGCCGGGCAGUCCCCUCGCUUCUCCGUGCUGCUGCUCCAUGGCAUUCGCUUCUCCUCAGAGACCUGGCUCAACUUGGGUUCGCUGACCAAAUUGGCCCAAGCUGGCUAUAGGGCCGUGGCCAUUGACCUGCCAGGCCUGGGUCGCUCCAAAGGAGCCACGGCACCCACUCCCCUUGGCCAACCUGCCCCCAGCGGCUUCCUGCAAGAAGUGUGGGAGGCCCUUGGACUGGGCACUGCUGUCGUGGUCAGCCCUUCCCUCAGCGGCAUGUACUCCCUGCCCUUCCUCACUGAGCACAGCACCCAGCUCCGAGGCUAUGUGCCCGUCGCCCCCAUCUGCACGGAGAAGUUCAGUGUGGCACAGUACAGCAGUGUGAAGAUACCCACCCUGAUCGUGUACGGAGACCAGGACGAAAUGGGGGAGUCCAGCUUUAAACAUCUCCAGCACCUUCCCAACCACCGCGUCCUGCUGAUGAAGGGGGCCGGGCACCCCUGCUAUCUGGACAAGCCAGACGAGUGGCACACUGGGCUGCUGGACUUUCUGCAGGGCCUGGCAUGAGGGCCAACGAGUUCACCCGCAUCUCCCAGUUGCCCAUGUACUCCUCUUGCUGAGUGGAAGUACCUGGCUUUAUGUCGUGAUCAUUCUUGGAGAUGCGGGGACUCCUUGCUGGCCCCUACCACUCCUCUCUGAGUGAGGAUGGUCCAUCUGUCUUGGGCCUAGCUGGACUCUCUUUGCCUCUAUGUCUGGCUGGGGUCUGCUGGAGUUGGUCUGUCUGCUUGGGAUCUGUCUGUCGUUCAUCAGCCCGGGGUCUAGCAGUCUGUCUGCCUGGGAUCUGUCUUCUUGGAGUCAGUCUGCUUCGUUCUCUCUGUCUCUGCCUGGGCUCAUUCUCAUUCAUUCUCUCUCUUUCUCUCUCUCUCUCUCAUAGUGACGAACCAAGGAAGUUAAAUCAGAAGAAUUAAUCUGGUGAAGGGAAGGGAAUCGAGCCUGAUGGAGGGUAAUCUAGGUGUGAAGCUUUCCUAACUAGCCUCCUUUCCCCCUCACCCCUUCCCACAACCUCUUCCCCUUGCCUUCCUCUCUGCCCACAGUUCCGGUUGAGCGUUCCAGAGUGGACUUCUCUGGAAGACGCUGUUCUCUGAGUCCUCUGUGGCCCUAGGGAGUCAGUUUCCAGGGUAAGCACUCUCUCCAAGUGUUUCUUUCUCCAAAUCUCAACCUGUUCAUCCUGGGUUGAGUUCAGUCUCAAAGGAGGCAGGAGACCAGCUACCCAUUGCUUGGGACUUGGAGGAAACCACCUUCCUGGCUUCCUGCUCCUUUCUUGCCCACCACUGGCCGUCAGCGCUUCCUCCACCUGCCCAGCGGUGUCCAGCUAUUUCUAUCUCUAGGAACCUCUGCACUCCUUAGACAGUGGUUUCCAAAAGCUGGAGGUGAGGUGUGAUAGGGUGGGGUGGCAGGAGCAUUUCUGCUUGUGUCUCCAGUCCUCAGCGGAGAGUUGAAAUAAACAGAUGAGACUUCAUCCCA
Ornithorhynchus anatinus (platypus) is the source of this 1713-nucleotide messenger RNA. RefSeq names its product abhydrolase domain containing 14B (gene ABHD14B). Gene Ontology annotation, cellular component: cytoplasm. NCBI's taxonomy places the organism in Eukaryota, Metazoa, Chordata, Mammalia, Monotremata, Ornithorhynchidae. Bases 1 to 756 code for a protein of 251 amino acids. The transcript has 4 exons. The record is from RefSeq and is a predicted model, not a curated record.